Messenger RNA from Pieris rapae (cabbage white), 2587 nucleotides. RefSeq names its product Golgi resident protein GCP60. Gene Ontology annotation, cellular component: Golgi membrane. The transcript is spliced from 10 exons. Gene Ontology annotation, molecular function: fatty-acyl-CoA binding. Lineage: Eukaryota; Metazoa; Arthropoda; Insecta; Lepidoptera; Pieridae. The record is from RefSeq and is a predicted model, not a curated record. The coding region runs from base 137 to 1525 and encodes 462 amino acids.
ACUAUUAUUGUCAGCAACGUUUUGACUUUUCUAUUUUUAUCAGUCUUUUUCUGAUUCGUAAAUUGUUAUUUAUAUUUUUGCAUAUAAAUUUGAAUUUAACUUGAGUUUAUCAAGAUAAAGAUAUUGUCUUAAAAGUAUGAGGGUUAACGCAGAAAAAAUUCCUCUCGAAACGGAUCAAGGAAUCAUAGAGAGCGAAGAAAGAAGAUGGGGUCUACCUUUGCGGGAAGUAUAUAAACACGGACUGUCUUUUUACAAAGAUAAAGAUGGAAAGGCUAUGCACUUGAGUUAUGAAGACAAGCUGAAGCUAGUAGCAUAUACACAGCAAACAUCUCAUGGUCCAUUGGAUGUUGCCUCAGCUUCACCAUUAGGAGUCUUAGAUGUCAUUGGAAGAGAUAGAAGGGCAGCAUGGCAAAAUCUUGGUCAGAUGUCUCAAAUUCAAGCUAUGGCAGGCUUUGUACACAGUCUGGAUCGAUUGUGCCCAUUGUUUAGACCUUACUUGGAAGCAAUUCAAAAAGAUAUGGAAGCAAAAAAGCAGGAGGAGAUAAAUAAAGAAAGAGAAGAAAAAAGCCACAAAGAUUUGGAAAACAGAAUAAUUCUGGAAAAAGAGAAACAACAGUGCAACAAAUUAACUGAAGAGCAACAAGUGCAGAGAAUAAAAGAUGCACUCAAUGUACAGUCUUAUGACCAGUUUUUGGAGUAUGCUCGACAGCAGUUUCCUGGCAACUUUGACCAGCAAGCUGUACUUAUACGUCAGCUGCAGGAUCAACAUUAUCAACAAUACAUUCAACAGCUUGCGGUUGAUGAAAGAUUAGCAAAGUCAAAUAUUUCUUGUCUUGAAGAUAAAGAAAAUAUUGAAGUGACAAAGGACUGUAAUUCAAAUGAUACGGAGAAUGUUGUCGAUAGCAAGGCAAUGCAAACAACAGAAAAACCUGAAAUAAGUGAUUAUAAUGAUGAAUCAAGGGAGGAUGAUGGAGAAUCGGAAAUUGAUGAUGGCUUACCAGCUGUUGAAGAGGCUCGUAUGUGGACUCGCAGUGAAGUUGAUGAGUUUAAGGAAUCAGCUCGGGCAAAUGGAGGAAUGCUAACAGUAGGGCAUGGGGAGACAGUGACAAUACGAGUCCCAACUCAUUCCAGAGCUCGGUCCAUAUGUUGGGAGUUUGCUACUGACCAUUAUGAUAUAGGUUUUGGUCUUCACUUUGAAUGGAGCAAGUCAACUACAUCAGAAGUAACUGUACACGUGUCGGAGUCUGAUGAUGAAGACGACGGCGAUGAGGACGAUGAUGCAGACGAAGAGUAUACAAUUCAAAAUACCUCAGAUCCGGAAGUAGGUUCCGGCAAACGAGUGCCAAACACACCGCGGCCUCUCGCCAGUCUUAUUGUACCUAUAUACAGGCGUGAUUGUCACACUGAGGUGUAUGCAGGAUCUCACACCUACCCUGGCGAAGGCGUUUAUUUACUCAAAUUUGAUAACACAUAUAGCCUAUGGCGCUCAAAAACUCUAUAUUACAAAGUAUAUUACAUACAAUAGAUGUAUAAUGUUGUAUAAACAUAUUUAUAUUUGAAAGAUGUAUUGAUGUAACUAAGUGUUGUUAAAGUAAAUUUUGAUUUUACAAAUUAAAACAAUUAUUAUUGACUAAUAAUUACCACCCAAUUAUUUGAUAAUUAAUAAAAAAAAUAUUAAGUUUAUUAUCUUAUUUUUGUGUGUGGAAAUUAAAAUAUAGAUGUUAUUUUUUAACUUUAAAAAUUAACUGUUACGUCCAGUUUCGGAUUAUAUAUAAACCAUGACAACUAAAAAAAUAUUCUAAUCUAUUCCAUUUCGCUAAUGGUUAUAUUAGUAAUUAGAUAAUUAGUGAAUUUAUUUAAGAAUAUAUUAUUACAUUUAUUUUAAUUUACAUUUUAUCUAAACCCAAUUGUAUGUUUCAAAUUUAGGUUCAGUCAUGAUCUUGUAUGAGCACAAUAAAUAAGUAAAAAAGUUUUUUUUUUUACAAAUCUUGCUUGCAUUCAAAUAUUUUAAUUAUCUCUACUAUAUUGGUCAGACGGAUGCACUGUCAGUAUUUCUUAAUGUGCAAAAUUUCAGAUUAUAUUAUUUAAGUUUAUGAGAAAAUAUUGUUACAUCUAGUCCCAAAAUAAAUAUUAUCAUGUGGUUAAUAUAUUUUUUUGAUAAUAUAUUAAAUUUAUUUUGUCAUUAAACGGUUCACUGUAAUGAGUAGGUUAAUGAAAAAUAUAGUAUUAAAGUUAAUGCAUUUGUUAAGAUGUUCUAGAAUGUAUAUUUGUUGUGGCGUAGUUCCUCUGUAUUUUGUAUAGCUAUUAACAUUUAGAAUUUAGCAAAAGUAGUACUUAACAUGAUUUAAUAGAUUAAAUAAUUGUUUUUACGAAAAGGGAAUAUUUAUAUAGAAAGUUUUAUUUGAAAUAAUUAUAUUAUUAAACUUUCGAAUCUGGUAGAUCCAGAUUAUUAUCUGAUAUUGUAAUACACAUAAAUUAAAAACAUCUAUUCGUUAGGAUAUAUUUAAUUUAUGUGAAAAAUGGUUACUGGAGAAAAAUACAUGUAUUACAUAUAUUAUUAUUAAACGAGUUGUUAUUUUGCACUUUA